Porites evermanni is the source of this 324-nucleotide messenger RNA. Lineage: Eukaryota; Metazoa; Cnidaria; Anthozoa; Scleractinia; Poritidae. The record is from the annotation of a GenBank genome assembly.
AUGUUAGAGGACGGCUUUCAGCAAGUAAUUGAGAUAAGCACGCAGCCGAUGAUAGCCUACCAUGUAAAGCAGAUUGCCGUGCAGGAAAAUCUUGGGGACCAGGAAUGGCCUUUUGUCUUGGCAACUCUUCCACGCAAAACAGUCCCUGUCAAGGAGCAGCACGAAUUCUUUCUUCUCAAUACAGUUUGUAGGCUUCAUACCCUGGGAUUUACCAUAGACUGGUCUUGCGUGAACACCACUUCUUUGGCUAAGGUAAUUCGUGAAUUUAACUAUUCUUCGUUGGAAAAAACUUCCGAUACAGAUAUUGGUAGCCUCAAACUAUAA